CAAAUUUUAGAGGGUAAGCGGGGCGAGGGGGAGGGAGAAAGGUAGGUGUUCGGCACCAAUAGCGCCUCAGCGUUCAGUGUUGUUCCUAGGCCACUAUCCUUACUCGUCUGGUCCCUGGUGCCGCUUCCGGCUACGCUCGGAGGUCGCGCAGGCUGGAGGCCUUGGUCGGACGGGAGGGAGCGGCAGCAUCCAGAAUUUGAGAUGCACAGCUUAUCCCCAUCAAACCAUAAACUCCUUUGGGACAGAAGCCACCUUCUCUGCAGCCUUCAUACGUAGCCCGAGUGAAAGGGGACAACAUGCCAACUGCCAAGCAACUAGCUGACAUUGGCUACAAGACCUUCUCCACCUCCAUGAUGCUCCUCACUGUGUACGGGGGCUACCUCUGCAGUGUCCGAGCCUACCACUAUUUCCAGCGGCGCAGCUCCCAGCGCCAGGCUGCAGAAGAACAGAAGACCUCAGGAGCCCUAUAAAACUGGGGGCUUUUUUCCUUGAGCAGAGAGGCCUGAGGCAUGCUGUGGAAAGACUGCAUCUGCAAUCAUUUCUGAGUCAAGAGGACCAGGGCCUUAACUGGCUUUCAAACUCUGGAAAAUGCCCAUGUUUUCUCUGGUACAGCCAGUUUGGAGAGGCUAUCGAAUCAAAACAGGAAUGGGAGGGUGAGACACACCUAUAGACAUAAAAUACUUUGCCAUA
This is a messenger RNA of Odocoileus virginianus texanus, 690 nucleotides long. It is a transcript of the gene COX14, whose product is annotated as cytochrome c oxidase assembly factor COX14. Gene Ontology annotation, biological process: mitochondrial respiratory chain complex IV assembly. Lineage: Eukaryota; Metazoa; Chordata; Mammalia; Artiodactyla; Cervidae. The record is from RefSeq and is a predicted model, not a curated record. Gene Ontology annotation, cellular component: mitochondrion.